This is a messenger RNA of Caenorhabditis briggsae, 510 nucleotides long. The coding region runs from base 1 to 510 and encodes 169 amino acids. NCBI's taxonomy places the organism in Eukaryota, Metazoa, Nematoda, Chromadorea, Rhabditida, Rhabditidae. Gene Ontology annotation, cellular component: endoplasmic reticulum. The transcript has 4 exons. Gene Ontology annotation, biological process: neuron projection development; dopaminergic neuron differentiation. The record is from RefSeq and is a predicted model, not a curated record.
AUGGUCGGCCUUCGAUUCGUUCUUCUCGUCUCCUUGGUGAUCGCCGCAGCUGUUUCAGCACAACAGUGCGAAGUAUGUAAAAAAGUGCUGGAUGAUGUGAUGGCUAAAGUUCCGUCUGCCGAUAAAUCCAAGCCAGAUGCCAUAGGAAAAGUGAUUCGUGAACAUUGUGAAACCACUCGUAAUAAGGAACACAAAUUCUGCUUCUACAUCGGCGCUCUCCCAGAGUCAGCUACUUCCAUCAUGAAUGAGGUCACCAAGCCACUCAGUUGGUCCAUGCCAACCGAUAAAGUUUGUAAAGAUAAGCUAAAGAGCAAGGAUGCCCAAAUCUGCGAGCUUAAAUACGACAAACCACUGGACUGGAAGACUAUUGAUUUGAAGAAGAUGCGCGUCAAAGAGCUCAAAAACAUCCUCGGCGAGUGGGGAGAGGCAUGCAAAGGGUGCACUGAGAAGAGCGAGUUCAUCAAGCGGAUUGAGGAGCUCAAGCCAAAAUAUGUCAAAGACGAGCUGUGA